UGAUUUUGUUUCUCGCCCUUUAUUUUGCCCGCGGCGCAACGUCGAACCUACUGGGAUAAAAGAGAAUACGAUGAUAAUAAGAUGAUGGAUCCUGGAAUGAACCGCUUCGGCUUUGCGCCUGUGUCGCUGAGGGAGGAGAUGGAGACCCUCCCACUUGCUGACGGGCCCAUCGCCGCCGUCCCUGCCGACGAAAACGGCGCUGGCGACCCACUCCUCCAUCCCCUCCAACCUAACUCACCUUUCUCCUUUUCCUCCCCUCCCCCGACAUCCUCUUUUCCCGACCCCCCUGCUUAUCUUGAGGGAGUCUCCCUGGAAGCCACAGACCCUAUCAAAGGUGCCAUAUCUCCUUCCCAUCGUCGGAAGUCCCGUGAAGACUCCGAUUACCUCAACAUCACCGUUUCCGAUCCCCAAAAGGAAUCGGAGUCGACCGUUUCCCUCGUACCUGGCGCGGGCACCUUCGUGUCCUAUCUCAUCACCACCCGCACUUGCGCCGCGGAUAUCUCGGGCUCCCCCCUGGAGUUCUCCGUCCGUCGCCGCUUUCGAGAUGUUGUCACCCUUGCCGACCGCAUCGGCGAGUCGUACCGUGGCUUCGUCAUUCCACCACGCCCCGACAAGAGCGUUGUUGAGAGUCAGGUGAUGCAAAAGCAUGAAUUCGUCGAACAGCGCCGCUCCGCUUUGGAGAAGUAUCUUUCCAAGCUCGCUGAACAUCCUGUCAUCGGGAAGAGCGAUGAGUUGAGAGUUUUUCUCGAAGCGAAUGGUAAGUUCCCGCUUCCAGCAACGGCAGACAUGGCUUCCAGGGUUCUGGAUGGUGCUGUGAGGCUGCCAAAGCAGUUGUUCAGUUCCGGAGAAGCGGGGAGUGGAUACGUAGCAGCCCCGCAGGAUGUGGUGCAGCCGGCAAAAGGAGGAAGGGAUUUGUUAAGGAUGUUUAAGGAGUUGAAGCAGUCGGUGUCUAAUGAUUGGGGAGGAGCGAAGCCAUCCCUGGUGGAAGAGGACAAAACAUUUUUGGAGAGAAAGGAGAGGGUACUGGAGCUGGAGCAGCAGCUCUCUACUGCGUCUCAGCAGGCUGAAGCCCUUGUCAAAGCUCACCAGGAUAUAUCAGAAACAAUGGGUGAGUUGGGAUUGGCAUUUUUAAAACUUGGAAAGUUUGAAUCAGAGGAAGCUGUAUGUGAUUCUCAGAGAAUAAGGGCUGCUGAUUUUAAACAUUUAGCUACUGCUGCUGUAAGAGCAAGCAGAGCUUAUCGAGAAUCAAAUUCGCUGACAAUGAAACAUUUGGAGAAACUGCAUGAAUAUUAUGGACUGAUGUUAGCUGUACAUCAUGCAUUCUCUGAUCGCUCAAGUGCAUUGGUGACUUUACAAACACUUCUAUCUGACUUGUCUUCCUUGAGUUUGAGAGAAGAAAAACUUAAAGCAGCAUCUUCAAAGAUAUUUGGCAGCGAGAAGACUAGGACUCGUAAAUUGGACGAACUGAAAGAAACAAUUAUUAUUACAGAAGAUGCUAAAAGUAUUGCAUUUAGAGAAUACGAGCGAAUUAAGCAAAAUAACAACAGUGAGCUCGAUAGACUAGACAAAGAAAGGCGUGAAGAUUUCUUUGCCAUGAUCAAAGGCUAUAUAGUUAAUCAGGCUGGAUAUGCAGAGAAGAUUGCGGGGAUAUGGACACAAGUAGCAGGAGAAACAGAUAGAUAUGCUAAUGGAGCAGAUUAAGCUCGUUUCAGCUGUUAACUUGGAGAGGUUUUAUCCCUUCUCUCCAAUCUCCCAUGUACACUUGUAAGUUUGUAGCACCUAACAACGAAUCUGUAUCACUUGAAAUUCUAUGCCAGAUGUUUAUUUGUAUUGUUCUGAAUAAAAGUCACUCCAAGCUUUUAGUGAGAUGUUAUGGUUUCAUUCA
Messenger RNA from Phalaenopsis equestris, 1885 nucleotides. Its product is annotated as sorting nexin 2A-like. The coding region runs from base 82 to 1701 and encodes 539 amino acids. The record is from RefSeq and is a predicted model, not a curated record. Gene Ontology annotation, molecular function: phosphatidylinositol binding. The transcript has 5 exons. NCBI's taxonomy places the organism in Eukaryota, Viridiplantae, Streptophyta, Magnoliopsida, Asparagales, Orchidaceae.